UACCUGUCUGAUUUUGGCCCAUAGUUUUGGGGUGCUGUCUGUGACUGGCCCCUGUCUGUUAUGGAUACCAGUGUGUGACUCUGGCUUCUUUUCCAGAGGCUACUGAGGGUUUUGUAUGGAUUCUAAUUCACUGGGGUCCCUGGUUGUGAUUCUAACUCAUACCCAUUUGGGAGCAGGUAACUCUGAGAGGUUCCCUGUGGCUUGAGAAGGAAGAGAAAAUUGGUGUGUGUGUGUGUGUGUAUAUACAUGGAGGAAAGGUGUGGUGGCAGCCUAAUGUUGGGUAGGUGCUCUUACUACCUGGCUUUGCCUAAUUGUUGUUCAGAGGGCAGGGCCUGAAGAUUCUGGGAUACUGCCUGGUGACCCCUGGCUGGGUCACAUGGCUCUCAGAACUUCCUUAGAUCUCAAGCCCUGAGAUUUGGGUGAAAUGACUGCCCUUCCAACCUAGUAGCAUAGCACAGUGGUUCGGAACAGCCUCCGAAAGGGCUCCUUUUGCCUCUGAAUAACUUGGGCCCAGAGCCCUGAGGAGAGAGCUAGCUGCCUUGGGACCUGGCUGUACAUAAGAGACCAGACUCAGGGCUCAGCCAGUUGCCCUGUGAGGGCCAAAGCUGUGUUGGCCAGGAGCCCAGGGAGGCAGCAGCUGUCUCAUUGCCAAGUUACCCCCUUCACCCCCUAAACCUCUCCUGGUCUCCUGCUGUCUUGUAGGGGGCAGCCAGCAUCUUGUUGAGAGGGUGAAAUGGCACCUGGGGGCCAUGGAAGGAGCCUUGUGGGUGCGUGGGACUCCUGUAGUGAAGUCUUGCAUCCAUGCCUAAUGUGCCUGAUCUCUUACAAGUCAUUCAGCACCAAGAGCUCCCCUAGAGUCCCUACAGGAGGCAUCACCCAGGCUGGCAGAUCAUGGUGGCAGCAGCAGGGGUAGCUGGGAAGUGAAACGGAGCCAGCGGCUGAGGAAGGGCCCCAGCAGCCCCCGAAGGCCCUAUCAGGACAUGGAGUAUGAAAGACGAGGUGGUCGUGGGGACAGGACUGGCCGCUAUGGAGCCACCGACCGUUCCCAAGACGAUAGUGGGGAGAACCGCAGCCGGGACCAUGAUUACCGGGACAUGGACUACCGCUCAUACCCCCGCGAGUAUGGCAGCCAGGAGGGCAAGCAUGACUAUGACGACUCAUCUGAGGAGCAGAGUGCAGAGGAUUCCUACGAGGCCUCCCCGGGCUCCGAGACUCAGCGUAGGCGGCGGCGGCGGCACAGGCACAGCCCCACCGGCCCGCCAGGCUUCCCCCGAGACGGCGACUAUCGGGACCAGGACUAUCGCACGGAGCAAGGGGAGGAGGAGGAGGAUGAGGAGGAGGAGGAGGAGGAGGAGAAGGCCAGUAACAUCGUCAUGCUGAGGAUGCUGCCACAGGCAGCCACUGAGGAUGAUAUCCGUGGCCAGCUGCAGUCCCAUGGCGUCCAAGCACGGGAAGUCCGGCUGAUGCGGAACAAAUCCUCAGGUCAGAGCCGGGGCUUCGCCUUCGUCGAGUUUAGUCACUUGCAGGACGCUACACGAUGGAUGGAAGCCAAUCAGCACUCCCUCAAUAUCCUGGGCCAGAAGGUGUCCAUGCACUACAGCGACCCCAAGCCCAAGAUCAAUGAGGACUGGCUGUGUAAUAAGUGUGGCGUCCAGAACUUCAAACGCCGUGAGAAGUGCUUCAAAUGUGGUGUGCCCAAGUCAGAGGCAGAGCAGAAGCUGCCCCUGGGCACAAGGCUGGAUCAGCAGACGCUGCCACUGGGUGGACGGGAGCUGAGCCAGGGCCUGCUCCCCUUGCCACAGCCCUACCAGGCCCAGGGAGUGCUGGCCUCCCAAUCCCUGUCACAGGGCUCAGAGCCAAGCUCGGAGAACGCCAACGACACCAUCAUUUUGCGCAACCUGAACCCACACAGCACCAUGGACUCCAUCCUGGGGGCCCUGGCACCCUAUGCAGUGCUAUCCUCCUCCAAUGUUCGAGUCAUCAAGGACAAGCAGACUCAACUGAAUCGUGGCUUCGCCUUCAUCCAGCUCUCCACCAUCGUGGAAGCAGCUCAGCUGCUACAGAUCCUGCAGGCCCUGCACCCGCCGCUCACCAUCGAUGGCAAGACCAUCAACGUUGAGUUUGCAAAGGGUUCUAAGAGGGACAUGGCCUCCAACGAAGGCAGCCGCAUCAAUGCUGCCUCUGUGGCCAGCACUGCCAUUGCUGCGGCCCAGUGGGCCAUCUCACAGGCCUCCCAGGGUGGGGAGGGUGCCUGGGCCACCACUGAGGAACCAUCGGUCGACUACAGCUACUACCAACAGGAUGAGGGCUAUGGCGGCAGCCAGGGCACAGAGUCCUCCCUCUAUGCCCAUGGCUACCUCAAGAGCACCAAGGGCCCCGGCAUCACUGGAACCAAAGGGGACCCAGCUGGAGCAGGUGCUGAGGCCUCCCUAGAGCCUGGAGCAGACUCUGUGUCACUGCAGGCUUUCUCCCGUGCCCAGCCUGGUGCCACCCCUGGCAUCUACCAGCAGUCAGCAGCUGAGGCGAGUAGCAGCCAGGGCACUGCUGCCAACAGCCAGUCAUACACCAUCAUGUCACCUGCUGUGCUCAAAUCUGAGCUCCAGAGCCCUACCCAUCCCAGCUCUACCCUGCCACCAGCCACCAGCCCUACCACCCAGGAGUCCUACAGCCAGUACCCUGUUCCUGACGUCUCCACCUACCAGUAUGAUGAGACAUCUGGGUACUACUAUGAUCCUCAGACUGGCCUCUACUAUGAUCCCAACUCCCAGUAUUACUACAAUGCUCAGAGUCAGCAGUACCUGUACUGGGAUGGAGAAAGGCGGACCUACGUUCCUGCCCUGGAGCAGUCGGCCGAUGGGCAUAAGGAGACAGGGGCACCCUCCAAGGAGGGCAAAGAGAAGAAAGAAAAGCACAAGACCAAGACGGCCCAACAGAUUGCUAAGGACAUGGAACGCUGGGCCCGCAGUCUCAACAAGCAAAAAGAAAACUUCAAAAAUAGCUUCCAGCCCAUCAGCUCCCUGAGAGACGAUGAAAGGCGGGAGUCAGCCACCGCAGAUGCUGGAUACGCCAUCCUAGAAAAGAAGGGAGCAUUAGCUGAGAGACAGCACACCAGCAUGGAUCUCCCAAAACUGGCCAGUGAUGACCGCCCAAGCCCACCUCGAGGGUUGGUGGCAGCCUACAGCGGGGAGAGUGACAGUGAGGAGGAGCAGGAUCGAGGGGGCCCAGAGAGGGAAGAGAAGCUCACUGACUGGCAGAAGCUGGCCUGUCUGCUCUGCCGUCGCCAGUUCCCCAGCAAGGAGGCGCUCAUCCGGCACCAGCAGCUGUCCGGGCUCCACAAGCAAAACCUUGAGAUUCACCGGCGAGCCCACCUGUCAGAAAAUGAACUAGAAGCACUUGAGAAGAAUGACAUGGAGCAAAUGAAGUACCGAGACCGUGCAGCUGAACGCAGAGAGAAGUAUGGCAUCCCUGAGCCACCAGAGCCCAAGAGGAGGAAGUAUGGUGGCAUGUCUGCAGCUUCUGUAGACUUUGAGCAACCCACUCGGGAUGGUCUGGGCAGUGACAACAUUGGCAGUCGCAUGCUCCAGGCCAUGGGUUGGAAAGAAGGCAGUGGCCUGGGCCGUAAGAAGCAGGGCAUUGUGACACCUAUUGAGGCCCAGACACGAGUGCGGGGCUCCGGCUUGGGUGCCAGAGGCAGCUCCUACGGGGUCACCUCAACCGAGUCCUACAAGGAAACACUGCACAAGACAAUGGUGACCCGUUUCAACGAGGCCCAGUGAGGAUCUGCAAGAGCUACUUCUGCAAAUGUUGGUGUCCAGCCUGGGGCAGGGGAAAAUGAAAUGUUUAGUGGUCUGAGCAGGACCCUGCACCUGUCCACCAGCCCAGUCCCCAGCCAGACAGGCCCUGACGAAGUCAGACUUGGAGUUGGUGACUUGCUGGAAAACUGGGCUAGCAUCACAUUCUUUUUAUAAUAAAAGGUGAAAAGU
Molossus molossus (Pallas's mastiff bat) is the source of this 3983-nucleotide messenger RNA. It is a transcript of the gene RBM10, whose product is annotated as RNA binding motif protein 10. The transcript has 24 exons. The record is from RefSeq and is a predicted model, not a curated record. Bases 981 to 3776 code for a protein of 931 amino acids. Gene Ontology annotation, molecular function: RNA binding. Gene Ontology annotation, cellular component: nucleus. Gene Ontology annotation, biological process: mRNA splicing, via spliceosome. Lineage: Eukaryota; Metazoa; Chordata; Mammalia; Chiroptera; Molossidae.